AUGGAAGAAACUGAAGUGGACAUCGAUACUCUGAUUGAUGAGAUGGAUUAUAUUCCUGGUCACUUCCACCUUGAUAUGAACUUGAAUUUUGAAUCUACUUCCCCAUUGAAUUUCCAAGGGAGAGACGUGAAGCUGAAACGAGAAAGCCUUAUUUAUGAGCUAGAGUCUGAAACUGGCACUCUGCAGUAUGCCAUCAGAAACCUCCUUGGGGUCUUUUCUUUCUACCUAGAGGAGGUGGAGAAAGCCAAGGAGAUUUUUCUUCAGAUCAUUCAAGAGGACCCAGAGAACCUGAAUGCUUGGACAAAUCUGGCCUAUGUUUAUGACAGGCUGAAUGAUGAGCAUGAAGCGGCGAAGUGUACAGAGAACCUCUCCCACUUAAUGGGCUUGGAUUCAGAUGACGAGGUCCAAGGGAAUCCCCAAUUCAGAACAGCCCGUUGCUUGGCUGAGCAAGGCUAUGCUUAUGCCUUUGACGUUGGGCUAUCGAGCGAAGAAGAAAAGAUGGAGAAACUAACUACAAGCCUCGGUCUUUACAACAAAGCUCUUGCUUAUGGGAAGCAGGUUCCUUUGGAGGAGAGGAGAAGUUGGUAUUUCACAAUGACCACGCUGCAUAUCAGAUUGGAUGGGAUGUGGAUGAGCAAGGGAAAUGAUGAGGAAAAAAGGUUGCCAGCCUUCAAUAGAACCCUGGUUUUGCUUCAGCAAGUCCUGAAAUCCUCUAAUCUACAUUACAAAGCAUUGGCCUGGUGUUACCUUGGGAUACUGCUAGAAAGAAAAGAAUCAUUCUCAACUAUCCCAAUGGGUAUCCAUGAUUGUGAUUACUCUGGAACAGAACCUCUUGACUGCUUUGGAAAGGCCAUAGAAAUAGCAAAAGAUUGCCCACCUGUUCUAAACCGCCUGUCAAAAAUCUUCCAUUUCCUUGGCAAGCAAGAGAUGGCAAUGGCUGUCUGCAACAUGGCCUUAGAUGUGCUGCCUGAUCCAGUACUUAAUUGGCAGGCCUACUGUAUGCAUGCCAAGAUGCUAAUUAAGUUGUAUUUACGUGACUUGGAACGUCUUAAAAUGGGCUUGGGAGGAAUGCCAGACCAGAAGAAUCUCUUUGAUGCCAAAACGGAUCUUGAGAAAGUCAUGAAGGUACACCCAUGCCUCAAGACUUAUCUUAACCUAGGCCAGGUAUAUUAUUACAUGGGAGUAGAUGCCAUCCAGGAACUUUUCCUUGUGGAUGAAAAUGCCCUGAACAAUGCCCUCAUGUUCUUUGCUAAAGCCAUGGAAUUUGACCUGGGGAAUGUCUUGCCUGAAAUCCAGCUGCUGAAGGGAAAAUGCCUCCGUCUAAAAAAUGAAGAACUGAAUGCCAUUGAAUGUUUCAAGCAGGCAAUAGAGCUGGACAAUGUGGGCUCAACGCAUACGGAGAGUUUCCGAUGCUUAAUGGAAAUACUGCUUACAUUAUUCAGCCAGAAGAAGAUAAAUACAGAGAUGCUGAUGAAGGAAGUAGAGCUGUGGGUGAAGAAGGCAGAGACGAAAUAUCCCAAGCAGCGGGUUCAACAGGAACUCAGGCUGGUUUGUCGUCAUCACACAGCCGAGGUGCUUGAACUUUCCAAAGCUAUGGUAACAAGAGGGAAGACAGAGCUGGUGAAGCUGCUCUUUGAGACCAUGAAGUGUGACUUCAAAAAAGGCAGAAUGAAUGAACGUUCACUCUCCUUUUGA
Messenger RNA from Sceloporus undulatus (fence lizard), 1695 nucleotides. RefSeq names its product tetratricopeptide repeat domain 22 (gene TTC22). The record is from RefSeq and is a predicted model, not a curated record. The transcript has 7 exons. Gene Ontology annotation, molecular function: protein binding. NCBI's taxonomy places the organism in Eukaryota, Metazoa, Chordata, Lepidosauria, Squamata, Phrynosomatidae. Bases 1 to 1695 code for a protein of 564 amino acids.